CGAGGGGCUUUGCUGCCGCGCAUGCGCACUGAGGAACAAAAAUAAAAUUUAGAGGGCCUUGCGUUUCCCGACAUGGUGGGCUUGCGGGCGCCCGGCUAAAAGAAGAGAACGGAUAAGGCCUCGCUCUCAGCAGCUGGAUUCUGCCUGCUGAACCGGCUGAGUGUGAGCAGCCAUGGCCAGCGGAAGCGGCGUGGGAGACCCCGGCCUCUCGCGCAUGAGCAUCGCAUCCCAGUUCUUCGCUGGGGAGGAGACCACUGGCACAGACACCAUGACUACCUCGGAACGGGUUGUGGAUUUGUUAAAUCAGGCUGCCUUAAUCAGCAACGAAUCUAAAAUCACAAUUCUGAAGCAGGUCCAGGAAUUGAUUAUCAACAAAGACCCCACACUGCUGGAUAAUUUCCUGGAUGAGAUCAUUGCCUUUCAGGCAGACAAGUCUGUCGAAGUGCGGAAGUUUGUCAUUGGAUUCAUAGAGGAAGCCUGCAAACGGGACACCGAACUGCUGCUGAAGCUCAUUGCCAACCUCAACAUGCUGCUGAGGGACGAGAACGUCAACGUGGUGAAGAAGGCCAUCCUCGCCAUGACCCAGCUGUACAAGGUGGCGCUGCAGUGGAUGGUGAAGUCCCGCGUGAUCAACGACAUGCAGGAGGCCUGCUGGGAAAUGGUGUCGGCCAUGGCCAGCGAGAUCAUCCAGCUGCUGGACUCGGACAACGACGGGAUCCGCACCCACGCCAUCAAGUUCGUGGAGGCGCUCAUCAUCACCCUUUCGCCUCGCAUGCCUGACUCCGAGGUGCCCAAGCGGCACAAGAACGACAUCAGCCUGGACCGCGUUCCCACAGACCACGCCUACAUCAAAUACAGUGCCUUGUGGGAAGAAGGGAAGGCGGCGCUGGCACAGCUGCUGAAGUUCAUGGUGCACCCGGCCAUCUCCAGUAUCAAUCUGACGGCAGCGCUGGGGUCACUGGCCUCCAUCGCCCGCCAGCGCCCCAUGUUCAUGUCGGAGGUGAUCCAGGCCUACGAGACCCUGCACGCCAACCUCCCUCCAACACUGGCCAAGUCCCAGGUUAGCAGCGUGCGGAAGAACCUCAAACUCCACCUGCUGAGUGUCUUGAAGCACCCCGCGUCCGUGGAGUUCCAGGCCCAGAUCACCACCCUGCUGAUGGACCUGGGGACCCAGCAGGCCGAAAUCACACGCAACAUGCCCAACCUGAAGGAGUUGCGCAAGCGCCCACGGGACGAAAGCGACCCUGCCUUGAAGAAAAUGAAGAUUGAACCGCCCCUCGGAGAGGAUGACGAGGAUAAAGACCUGGAGCAGGUGGCCGUGCCGGCUCCCAAGCCUUCCAUGCAAGUCAGCCCACAGUCAGACACCGACAUAACAGCCGAGUUUCUGCAGCCCCUCCUGACUCCAGAUAACGUGGCCAACCUGGUCCUCAUCAGCAUGGUAUACCUGCCGGAAAACAUGCCAGCCUCUUUCCAAGCUACCUACACGCCCGUGGAAUCGGCUGGCACUGAGGGCCAGAUCAAGCACCUUGCCCGGCUCAUGGCCACCCAGAUGACAGCAGCUGGGCUGGGACCAGGCGUGGAGCAAAUCAAACAGGCCAAGGAGGCAAUGAAAGAAGAGAAAAUGUCCAAGCCGGAGAGCGUGCUGAUCAAGCGGCGCAUCUCCGCGCUCAACCCGGGGCAGGCUAUCUCGGUGGUGGGUGCGCAGAGCUCCACCUCCCCCAGUGCCACGGAGUCGGGAGCCCCACAGGCCAAGCGGCGCCCAGAACCGAUCAUCCCUUCCACCCAGCCCAGGAUGGCUGGUGCCAGUGGCCGCAAGAAGAUUUUCCGCCUGAGCGAUGUGAUCAAGCCUCUCACGGAUGCCCAGAAGGACAAGCUGAAGCUGGCGGCUGUCCAGCGGAUCCUGCGCUCGGAGAAGGCGGUGGCCUGCAGCGGGGCUGCUCAGGCCCGGGUGAAGAUCCUGUCGUCCCUGGUGACCCAGUUCGAGGUCCCUCUGAAGAGAGAGGUCCUGACCUUCAUCCUGGAUGACAUCCGCAACCGGCUGGACCUGGCCUUUGCCUGGCUCUACCAGGAGUACAACGCCUACCUGAGCCAGUACCCCUCUGGCUCGCUCGGCAACUACGAUGAGUGCCUCAUUGGGCUGCUCUCCGGCCUUCAAGAGAAGCCUGACCAGAAGGAUGGGAUCUUCACAAAAGUGGUCCUUGAAGCCCCGCUAAUCACGGAGAGUGCCCUGGAAGUGAUCCGGAAGUACUGUGAAGAUGAGAGCCGGACGUACUUGGGCAUGUCGACCCUUCGAGACCUGAUCUUCAAGCGCCCAUCGAGGCAGUUUGAGUACCUGCACGUCCUCCUGGACCUCAGCUCUCACGAGAAGGACAAGGUUCGCCAGCAAGCCCUUCUGUUCAUUAAGCGGAUGUAUGAGAAAGACCAGCUGCGAGAAUAUGUGGAGAAGUUUGCACUGAAUUACUUGCAGCUCCUGGUCCACCCCAACCCUCCCUCUGUUCUGUUUGGGGCUGAUAAAGAUACAGAGGUGGCUGCUCCCUGGACAGAGGAGACCAUAAAGCACUGCCUCUACCUCUACCUGGCCCUCCUCCCCCAGAACCACAAGCUGAUCCAUGAGCUGGCCUCUGUGUACACCGAGGCGAUUGCCGACAUCAAGCGCACUGUCCUACGGGUUAUUGAGCAGCCGAUCCGCGGGAUGGGCAUGAAUUCCCAGGAACUGCUCAAGCUGGUUAAAAACUGCCCGAAAGGUGCGGAGACCCUGGUGACUCGUUGCCUGCACAGCCUAACCGAUAAAGUUCCUCCGUCUCCAGAGCUAGUGAAGCGAGUUCGGGAUCUGUACAACAAGAGGCUCCCGGACGUUCGAUUCCUCAUCCCUGUGCUCAAUGGCUUGGAAAAGAAAGAGGUGAUUCAGGCUCUCCCAAAGCUCAUCAAGCUGAACCCCAUAGUGGUGAAGGAGGUUUUCAACCGUCUGCUGGGAACCCAGCACGGUGAAGGCAACUCUGCCGUUUCUCCCCUGAAUCCUGGGGAGCUGCUGAUUGCCCUCCACAACAUCGAUUCCACCAAGUGCGACAUGAAGUCCAUUAUCAAAGCCACCAACCUGUGCUUUGCCGAGCGCAACGUGUACACGUCGGAAGUGCUGGCCGUGGUCAUGCAGCAGCUCAUGGAGCAGAACCCCCUGCCCAUGCUCCUCAUGCGGACGGUGAUCCAGUCGCUGACCAUGUACCCGCGCCUGGGCGGCUUUGUCAUGAACAUCCUUUCCCGCCUCAUCCUGAAGCAGGUGUGGAAGUACCCCAAGGUCUGGGAGGGCUUCAUCAAGUGCUGCCAGCGCACCAAGCCCCAGUCCUUCCAGGUUAUCCUCCAGCUGCCACCGCAGCAGCUCAGCGCUGUCUUUGAGAAGUGUCCGGAGCUGCGGGAGCCUCUGCUGGCCCAUGUCCGCUCCUUCACCCCGCAUCAGCAAGCCCACGUCCCGAAUUCCACCAUGGCGAUCCUGGAAGCCAGCAACAAGCAGGACGUUGACGGGAAGGAGUUGCAGCCACCAGAGGAGGCGAGGGGCACUGCCCCCCCCAGGACCAAAGGCCUGAGAAGAGAGAGAGAGGAAGACAUGGAACCUCAGCCCCUCCUGCCUCGUGUGUCCCAGGAUAUGAUUGCCUUGCGCCUGGCACAGGAAAAGGCUCUCAAGCGCCAGCUGGAGGAGGAGCAGAAGCUGAAGCUGAAGCAACAGCAGCCUCGUCCGGCAGCUCCAGCCCCCUCCACCCCCACCCCCACCACUCUUCCUGCAGAGGAGUCAGGGGACUCGCGGGAGGAGGUUCCUGAGGCAGAGACGCCCACGAUCUUCAUCAGCAUGCAGGAGGAAGAUGAGAGCUUUGGUGCAGAAAGCUCCCUGCUGGAUUCCAGUCUGGAGGGGCCCUGGCCCACGAAGGAGCCACAGAGCAAGGAAGGUGCCGCCACCAGCAGCAGCUCAGAUGAGGGAUCAGCAAGCAAGCCACCAGCUGUCAGCCAAGCAGCGCCCUCUCCAGAGCAACCUGCAGCUGACAGCCAGCCAGCGGACACCAAGCCACCCAGCCCGUCGGAGGAGCAGCCAAAACCCAGCACGGAUGAAGAGCAGCAGGCAGACAGCUGAUGGUUCAGAAGAUGAGACGGCGCAAAGAAAGAGUCAGCUUAAAGAGACUUGAUCCAACUGGGGAAGGGGCCAGAAAGAGAAAUGGCAAAGAUUAGAUUUCUAAAUUAAAGAAAAAAAUCAGCUCCUA
Messenger RNA from Varanus komodoensis (Komodo dragon), 4244 nucleotides. RefSeq names its product symplekin scaffold protein (gene SYMPK). The record is from RefSeq and is a predicted model, not a curated record. Lineage: Eukaryota; Metazoa; Chordata; Lepidosauria; Squamata; Varanidae. Gene Ontology annotation, cellular component: mRNA cleavage and polyadenylation specificity factor complex.